AUGGUGGAAUUCUUGGCAGAUCACCCAGUAGAAGGAGAUGUGAUAGUGGAGUACCUAUUCCCAGAUAAAGAUAUUCUUCAAGUGGAAGAGGAAACAUGGAUGAUGUACUUUGACGGAGCAUCUAAUCAGUACGGUUACAGGAUAGGUGUAUUGCUGAUGGCACCUGAUGAUUCCCAUAUACCCCUAGCGAUCAAAGUCCGGUUCAAAGUGUCUAAUAACAAAGCAGAACAUGAGGCGUGUAUUGCUAGUUUAGAAGCCACCCUAGAACUAAGGACAAUAGGGUUGGAUGUUAUUGGAGACUCGAAUUUGAACAACAGGUUCACUGAUGCUUUGGCAAUUCUAUCUUCUAUGGUAGACAUUCCGUUGGGAGUAAAGAUUCGUUCGGUUAUUAUCGAACAGAAAUACAUGCCGACCUAUGAGACCAUUGCCAUAAUAGAUGAAGUUCAAGACAAAAACCCCUGGUAUUACGAUAUUUGGAACUUUCUGGAAAAGGAGACGUACCCACUAAGGCCAAAUGCCAAGGACAAACGGGGAAUACAACGUCUGGCCAUCCAAUUUAUCAUCUCUAGAAAUAAGCUAUACAAAAGAGGUCAUCUGGAAAUGCACAAGCUAUGUGUGGAGGAAGAGGAAUCGAACCGUCUCAUGGAGGCUAUCCACGGAGGAGAAUGUGGGGCACACAUGAAUAGUGUGAUGCUAGCGAUGCCAUAA
Molecule: messenger RNA, 708 nt
Organism: Camellia sinensis
Lineage: Eukaryota; Viridiplantae; Streptophyta; Magnoliopsida; Ericales; Theaceae
Source: RefSeq, a predicted model, not a curated record